AUGGCUUCUACGAAUUUUGACGGUACAAGCGAAAGCUUUUUGCAAUGGUUCAAGUCUUUGCCUGGUGCUACAUUCUCCGACGCCAUUAAAAUUGUUGAUCUUCGUGAUCGCAAUGCUGGUCGUGGUAUAAGUAGGUCUCAUGCAUGCCUUCAAAGUCAAGCUAACAACACAGUCGCUCUCGAGGAUAUCCCUGCGGAAACAACUCUUUUUACCAUUCCGAGAAGAGGAAUCAUCAAUGUUGAGACCUCGGAGCUACCGAAAAAGAUUCCGGGUGCUUUUGACCUCGACAAACCUGAUGAUGACGACGCACCGGGGUUGGAUUCAUGGAGUUCGCUUAUCCUCAUCAUGAUUUACGAGUAUCUUCAAGGUGAAAACUCCAAGUGGAAGCCCUAUUUCGAUGUUCUUCCAACGUCAUUUGAUACGCCCAUGUUUUGGUCCGACAAUGAGCUUGACCAGCUUCAGGCCAGUCAUAUGCGACACAAGAUCGGCAAGGCGGAUGCUGAGAAUAUGUUCCAAAAGACGCUGCUCCCCAUUAUUCGAGGCAACUCUGAGAUAUUCAACGCCGGGAACAAGACUGAUGCGGAGCUUAUCGAGAUUGCCCAUCGAAUGGGCAGCACCAUCAUGGCGUAUGCUUUCGAACUUGAGAAUGACGAGGAGGAAGAGGAGGAGGCUGAUGGUUGGGUUGAGGAUCGAGAUGGAAAGUCGAUGAUGGGAAUGGUACCGAUGGCGGAUAUUCUGAAUGCCGAUGCCGAGUUCAACGCUCACGUCAACCACGAAGAGGAGAGUCUCACCGUGACCAGCUUGAGGCCCAUCAAGGCGGGCGAAGAGGUUCUCAACUACUAUGGCCCUCACCCGAACUCGGAGCUCCUAAGAAGAUACGGAUACGUUACCGAGAAGCACUCCCGUUAUGAUGUUGUCGAGAUUCCUUGGGACAUUGUUGAAUCAGCCCUGAGCUCCAACUUUGGCAUUCCUAGUCAAGUCUUGGAGCAGAUUCGCGGCGCUCUUGAAGAGGACGAAGAAUUUGAAGACACCUUCGUUUUGGAGCGAGAAACAGGCGAGGUCAACUCGGACGGCACCUUUGCUGAGUCCGCCCGAUUCGAAAGCAUGCCCGAAGACCUCCAAGAACAGCUCAAGACAUUCCUCAAAGGCAUCAAGAAAGCACAGCCCGAUGCUAUCCCCGACAAGCGAAAGAGAGACGAGAUCCACCAAGCUGUACUGGCCAAGACAUUGGAAGCUCUUGUAGCACGAUACCCGACAAGCAUUUCCGAAGACGAAGCUCUACUCAAACAAGACCUCGACCAACGAACUCGCAUGGCAAUUGCCGUUAGACUUGGAGAGAAGAAGCUACUUCAAGAAGCUAUUACUGCAUCUUCUGGAGACGUUGAGAUGACAAUGGACGACGAAUCUGGACCAGCCAAGCGUACAAAGCGUUGA
Messenger RNA from Fusarium tjaetaba, 1434 nucleotides. RefSeq names its product ribosomal n-lysine methyltransferase 4. The record is from RefSeq and is a predicted model, not a curated record. Gene Ontology annotation, cellular component: nucleus. Gene Ontology annotation, biological process: peptidyl-lysine monomethylation. Lineage: Eukaryota; Fungi; Ascomycota; Sordariomycetes; Hypocreales; Nectriaceae. Gene Ontology annotation, molecular function: protein-lysine N-methyltransferase activity; protein binding. The transcript has 3 exons. Bases 1 to 1434 code for a protein of 477 amino acids.